AACGGCGUGAUCUCCCUCAUCGACUGCACGCUGGUGGAGGAGCAGGAGAGCACCGACGAGGACGCAAAAACACCAGGGCAAGACAUCGACCACCUCGACUUCAAAAUCGUGGUGGAGCCCAAAGAUUCCUCAUCUUUUACGGUUAUCCUUGUGGCCUCAUCCAGGCAGGAGAAGGCGGCGUGGACCAGCGACAUCAGCCAGUGCGUGGACAACAUCCGCUGCAAUGGCCUCAUGAUGAACGCCUUCGAGGAGAACUCCAAGGUCACCGUCCCCCAGAUGAUCAAGUCCUGCAGAUCCGCUAUGCAAGUGUGGAACGGCUCCUGGAGAGGCUGACGGACCUGCGGUUCCUGAGCAUUGACUUUCUGAACACGUUCCUGCAUUCGUAUCGUGUCUUCACCACCGCCCUGGUUGUCCUCGACAAGCUCAUCACGAUCUACAAGAAGCCGAUCAGUGCCAUCCCCGCACGGUCCCUGGAGCUGCUGUUUGCCAACAGCCAGAACAACAAGCUGCUGUACGGCGAGCCCCCCAAGUCUCCCCGAGCCAACCGCAAGUUCUCCUCGCCUCCCCCGCUCUCCAUCACCAAGUCCUCGUCCCCCAGCCGCCGGAGGAAGCUCUCCCUCAACAUCCCCAUCAUCACGGGAGGGAAGGCGCUGGACCUGGCUGCUCUCAGCUGCUCCUCCAACGGCUAUGCGAGCAUGUACUCCUCCAUGGCUCCCUUCAGCAAGACCACCCUGGACAUAAACAAACUGUACGUGGCCAGUAACUACCCCAAUAAAAUCCCCGACGAAGGAGAAGCAGCCUCGGAGAAGCACGAGGAGACGCUGCCGAGCAAGCAAAGAGAGUCGCU
Molecule: messenger RNA, 847 nt
Organism: Apaloderma vittatum (bar-tailed trogon)
Lineage: Eukaryota; Metazoa; Chordata; Aves; Trogoniformes; Trogonidae
Product: ras-specific guanine nucleotide-releasing factor 1-like
Exons: 5
Source: RefSeq, a predicted model, not a curated record